Nezara viridula (southern green stink bug) is the source of this 768-nucleotide messenger RNA. The record is from the annotation of a GenBank genome assembly. NCBI's taxonomy places the organism in Eukaryota, Metazoa, Arthropoda, Insecta, Hemiptera, Pentatomidae.
UUUGAGAAGAGGAAUGGAAGUACAAGAUCAGAAGUUGUACACGACGCGAUUCAAGUUGCCAACAUCGCUGAUUUGUACUUCCGUACUUUGAACACGAGGGUGUCCAUCGUGUACAUAGAGACUUGGCAAGGAAGCAACCAAGCCCUCAUCGACAAGUCCGAAGACAUCAGCAGGGCUUUGCUCAACUUCAACGACUACACUUCCAGAAAGUUGUACAGGGUCGAGAAGGAUACUGCUCAACUCCUAACAGGUGUGAUGUUCAAAGGAGGGGAAGCUGGAAUGUCUGUCCCCGAAACAGUGUGCACAGACAAGUCAGUUGGCAUCAGUGUAGAUGUGAAUGCAUAUGAGCUCCACCUCUUAGCUGGCACAAUGGCCCACAUGAUUGGUCACAAUAUUGGAAUGGGUCAUGAUGGUGGAAGAGAAGAAUGUUUCUGCAGAGAUUGGCAUGGUUGCAUUAUGGCCCAAUCGAUUGUGGGUCUCGAAAACGUCCAACCAUACAAAUUUAGUGAAUGUAGCCGAGUAGAUUAUAAUAGUGCUCUUCGAACAGGUCACGGCCUAUGCCUUCUCAAUAAACCAAAUCAGCUGGAGGUAAGGCGGUCCUGUGGCAAUAGGGUCAUCGAAGAAGGAGAAGAUUGUGAUUGUGGUCUAAUACAAGAAUGUCAAGAAAAUGAUCCAUGCUGUGACCCCUACACCUGUAAGCUGAAAAAAGAAUCUGAAUGUGCAACCGGAGAAUGCUGUGUUGAAUGCAAGGUAAAUGAUGGAUUCUAA